AGGAAAAAUCAAGCUUGACAGAUGCUAAUUUAUGGGUAUAUCAUUAUUUAUAGAUGUCUUACUAAUUAGAGAUCUCUUAUUGAUGUCUCGUUAGAACGAUUGUAUCGCAUACCAAUAUCAGGAUUUUUUUCGAUGGAUCGGAUCGAUAAUGCCGGUAAUAAUAGAUUUCUGUUUUACCAACAGAAUGAAUGUCGAUGUUAACAAAUGAAUGUUCUUGUUUACCGACCGAGUAAAAACGUUGAUAAUUGUAAAUUUCUCUUUGACCGACCGAGUAAGAAUUUUGAUAUUAGUAGAUUCCUAUUGUACCGAUCGGUUCAAAAUGAUGAUAAUAAUGUAUUCCCAUUUUAUCGACCAAUUUAGAAAAUUGGUAAUGAUUGAUAUGGUUACAAAAAAAAACUGAAUCAGGAUAUAUUUAAAUCUAUCCAAUUAAUCAGGGAAACAAUCAAUCCCUAAGGAUUUGUACAUGUUCAUGAAAGAUGAACUAAAGAAUCUUUAUUUAGAUCUGAUUCUUGUUUCUCUCCCUAUAUUAUCACGAUUUGUCGGGACAAAGUUUUUCUUUUCAUAAAAGGAUUGUCGAAUGCUCUAUAAUAGUGAUUAAGACACUAAACAAAGAAAAGGAUAUAUACUGAAAUGGCCGUCACAAAUUGUGACUCAAGUGAAUAAUUAUUAGAGUAUUGAGUUAUUUUCAAAGAUUCAUCAAAAUCUUUUGAGAAUAGAUAUAUUCAUUAUAUUUUAAUUUUACCACGUUGUCAGUCGAAAUGCUCUUAUGCUUUGGGAACUAGAAUUUUCGAUAGCUCAUGUCAAACCCGAGAACACGGAUUUUAGAAUAGGUUCACUAGUUAUUCUAACACUUGUAUACUAAUUUACUUACUAAUUAAUUUCUAAUUAAUUUGCAUUGCAGAAACAAAAUUCCUUGCUUACAUUUAUAGUUCACAUUUUGUCCAUAGCUGUCGCUGAAGUCUCACGCUUCCAACGGAAGAUGAUAAACAGUCUUAAUGUAAUUUCUUAUCGAAAGAUAAAACAGGGUUCUAGAUAUGCAAAGAUAUCAGUAUAAAUAUUAAUAUAUAUAUAUAUAUUUUUUUUUUAAAUUAUAAUAUAUAUGCAUAUAAAUAUAUAUAUACAUAUUAAUUCUUAUUAUUAUUUUUUGUGAAUAAAUUUUUGUAAAUUGCACGUAAAACUUAUCUAUUGAGUAACAUUAUUUAUGUUGCAGAUAUUUUGUUCUUCUUUUUUAAUUUGACACUUAUUAUAAAUUAUAUUCAUUUUAAUAUGAAAAAAAAAGUACUACAUUUAUGUAUAUAUAUAUAUAUAUAUAUGUAUAUAGAAUAAUCUGAAAAUAAUCGUGUUUCUAUUAAUUGAAAUUAAUUUAGAAAUGAAUUAUAUGAUAUUUCAUAUUUACCGCGUAAAAUCUUAUCUCUUGGUAACAAUGUAGCAAACGCAGAUAACUUCAGAUAGAUAAUGUUAUAUACUACUAUGGAAGUAACCUUGUUAUACGUUGAAAUUUUGGAUAAGUGUGUAACUUAUUAUGAAUUAUUAAAUAUUAUGUAAAAAUUAUAACUCUAUAAUUUAGUGUUAUUUUAACGAUUGUUAUUUGUUUAAAAGAGUAUUUUUAUUUUCAAUAAUAUAUUACUCAUUCAUACAUUUAACAUUUAACCAUACCAAGUAUAUAUUGUCAGAAGGGGAAAAAAGAAAUAAGUAUUUUAAUAGAUAAAUUAAUAUAAAAUAAUGAAGAAUCGAUCUAAUAAUGUGAAAUGGAAAUAACUUUUUUUGCGACAGUAUACGUGAAAUUUAUUGAGACACUGAUUUUCAAUGAUUACAUUGACAGGACCUAACUUAACAGGAGUAAGGUGAAACUAGGUUCAUUGGGAAGAUCUUUAAAUAUAAAUCAAUUCAUAUGAGCGGGUAAAAUAAUUCUACAUUAUGGAAGCUCAUGAAAAUGAACAAUACGUUACAUUUCCACUUUCUGGAGUACAUGAUAAUAUUCAAGAAAAUAUAAUAUCACACGAAGAGAUAUGUGAACCUGUUGAUGAUUGUGUACUACAAGAUGGUUUAAAUGAAGUUCCUGUUAAUGAUGUUAAUACUGAUAUUCAAGAAGCUCAUGUUGCUGUCGAAAUUUUACCUGAUAGAUCGGACGAGGAAGAUGAAAAUCGUAGCGUUUAUCCUAUAUAUAUCAAACAGGAGGAACAACAACAAUAUACUUCUGGUGAUGACGAAUCAAUGGCUGUUGAAGCACUUCGUCAAUUAGGUGGCAUGUAUCCUUGUUUUGAAAAUAAAAAAGUCAGUUGUCCUAAUUGUGCUAAUUUGUUCACACAAAUUGAAUUUACCAAACAUCAGGGUACGUGUAAUAUAAGUAAGUUAUCAUGUCCAACAUGCGGAGAAACAUUUGAAAGGAAAAUGGAUUUAAAUAAUCAUAUGGUUUGUCAUCAAGUUGAUCGACCACAUGCAUGUAGAACAUGCGGUAAUUUGUUUCGUUCUAAAAGCAGUCUUCAAUCGCAUAUGUUACAAGUUCAUCAGAUAGAAAGACCUCAUAAAUGUACCAUUUGUGGUGCAGACUUUCAAAGACCAUCUAGCUUAUCAAAUCAUAUGAAAAUACAUACUUAUGUAGCUGGACGUGCUAUAAUGCAAUCAAGAGGAAAUAAUCAAUUGUCACAGUCUGUGGAUACAUUUAGAAAAUGGUCUGAAAAUAAUACGUCUGAAUCACAAAAUGUACCUGUUCCAUCUUCGACUGUUCAAACUGUACAAAAUUAUAAUGCUUGUCAAGUUCAUUGGGCUGUUCCUGCUUAUACUUUUCAAAAUGAACAAUCGUCUACUGUCAAUACAAUCUCUAAUCAUGAUGAAAAAAUAGAUACACUGCAUGAAUUUAAUGUAUUACCUAAUGGUGAAGUAACACAAUUUGAAUAUACACAACAAAAUAAUAUGAAUAAUCAAAUCAAUCAACAAUACAGUUUAUCCCUUAACACAUUUAAUAAUUCAGACAGUAUGGUCAAAGUUGAGGCACUUACAUAUAAUAAUGACAGUAGAAGAAAUUAUGUGGAUAUGGGGACAGAUGUUAAUAAACAGCAUACAUGUAGUCAUUGUGGUAUUAGUUUUUCAAGAGCAAUAGCAUUGGUAUCACAUGAAAAGAUUCAUACAUCUAAAAACUGGAUGCCCAUUGAAUGUGAAUAUUGUGAUAAACAAUUUCAAGAUGCAAAUCAUUUGGCAACUCAUCAAACUACUUGCACAAAAAAAAUUAUGCAGAAUAAUAUAGAUCAAGGUGUUUCAAAUAGUAAAUGGGGAAAACAUGCUUGCUCUGAAUGCGGAAAGAAAUUUACAACUAAACAGAAAAUGUUUAGGCAUCAAUGGAUACAUAGAAAGAAAACUCAUUGUUGUGAAGUUUGUGGAACACAAUUUGAAAAACAAAAUCAAUUAGAUAAGCACAGAUUGUCGGCCCAUCCUGGUGAUUCACCAUUUACCUGUACGGAAUGUGGAAAAAGUUUUGUAUCACGUCAAGGUCUUUGGGAACAUGGUAGAACUCAUGCAGGAAGUCCAGCACAUUUUCAUUGUGAUACUUGCUCAAAAACGUUCUCCUCGCGACAAGGAUAUUUAAUUCAUCAUCGUACUCAUACAGGUGAAAGACCAUAUGGUUGUAAAUUUUGUUGGAAAGCAUUUAGAGAUGGUGGUACAUUAAGAAAACACGAACGAAUUCAUACUGGUGAAAGACCACACGUAUGUCCUUUAUGCUCUAGAGCUUUCAAUCAGAAAGUUGUUCUUCGUGAACACGUUCGAUGGGUUCAUGCUGCAGGAAAAAAUGAAACUGAAGUUACAGGACCACCUUAUCCUUGUCCUUUAUGCGGUGCUUUAAAUCAAGAUCGUGAUGAAUUGUGCGCCCAUAUUGUUAAACAUUCGGAUCAAAUGAUAGCCGAAGCAAAAGCAAAAACAAAUAAUAAUGCUCCUAAGUCACGACCUACGAGAAAAAAAACUAAAGCAUCAAUCGUUGAAGGUACACAGGAGAAACCAAAUCUAGAUAAUAAUGAAAUUUCAAGAUUAGAACAAAAUAAAGCAUUAUUAUCUAUAACAGAAGCAAUGGAUAAAACAGAGUGUCAACAAAUUGUAAAUGAUAAACAAAAUAAUACUUAUCUCGUUGUUACUGCUGAAAGACAUAAUGAAAACUUAAUUGCUAUAUCGGAGCUUAAACACAAUAAUGUAAGAUUAAUAUUAGAUGACAAACAAAAUGAAAAUGUGAAUAUAACACAGAAUGAUCAUGAUCGUGCAGAUUCAUAUUUAAUUACUAUGAAUAAACAAAAUGACACUACACAUAUUUUACCAGAUAAUAAUGCUCUUCGUGCUAUAACUACAACCAGAAACGAUGAAGUUGAUACAAUGCAUUUAAUACAAUCCUCUAAACAAAGUAAUACUUUACAUUUAUUAUCAAAACCAAAUGAGUCACUUCCCGUUCUGACAAUAAGUAAUAAUCCAGAAGAUCAUGAAAAUUAUUCUAGUCAAAUAGCGCAGAUAGGAAGUACCGAUCUACCUAUGGAUAUGGCUACACAUGAUACAUCUAGAGAAGAUCAGGCAAUAAAAAGUCACAAUGGGAAUAGGCAGGAAUCAUUAUUACACGAAGGAGUUUCUCAAGGAACAGUUAUACAAAUUGUUCAUUAUCAACAAGAUAGUGAUGAUGGAGAAGAACUAGUUUGUGGUAUAUGUGGGGAAGAUUUUACAGAUAAAAACAUAUUAAUGGAACAUGUUAAAAUUCAUAUAUAAUUAAAAAAAUAUUUUAAUUUUAAAAGAAAAGAUGGGAAUUAUUUGUUAUUAUAAUUAUUAUGUCAAAUUGGGAAUCAUCAUGAAUAAUAUAAUACCGAAUAGUAAUAGGCUCUGCACUGUUUUUCUAUGAGCUUUAAAAAAAAAAUGCACUGUUUUAAUUAAUUGAGAUAAAGAUUGAUUUUACAUUUAUAAAAAAAAAAAAAGAUUAUAUAUAUUAUAAUGGAUUAAUUCCAAGUAACACACACACACACACACACACAUAUAUAUAUAUAUAUAUAUAUAUAUAUAUUAAAAUUAAUAUAUAUAUAUUAAAAGUACCUUAGUUUUUUCAUCAUAUAUGAUUUACCAUUGGUAAAAGUAACACGAGUGUAAAUAAAGACUUAUUAAAGGCAUUUAUAAUGUACAGCAUGACAAAGACAAAAAAUAAAAUUGCCUUUUAUUUUAUAUAAUAAUCAAGCAGUUAUUUUUAAUACCACAUUUGUUAUAUCAUAUACUUGGAAAAAAUUUAUAUUAUUCGAAAAGUACAAAUUCAAAUUUGACGUUACUUGUUUGAAUUGAAUACAUAUUCAAGUCACGUGACUUGACGGAUCAAAGUAAAACAAAAUGUCCGCGCAUAGAUAAAUAUUAACACGUUCGAGAUACGAGAGAAUCAAUAAUUUGAACCGUGAGCUCUGGUGCGGUCUACCUGCUAUUACAGAAGACAUCUUCUUCAAUGGUAUCAACUUCUUGUGCUUGAUCAUCGACAACCAUGAUAGGUGUUGCACCAUCAUGAAGACUUGAUUUAGAUUUAGAUCUUUUGUAAACAUCUCUGGUGACACUUCUGGUGAAGCUGAAUUUUCGUACAAGUUUCUUAUCCAACGCAGCAGGACUCUUAGGACCUUUAGCUCUGAAUUCAUCUUCUGUACCUUGAUAGUGUGCCAAUAAGACUUCUGUUGCAUGUUCUUCAAUAACUUCAAUGGCAUAGUCAAUGUCUUCUUCUGUUGCACUCUCUCUUGUGACACAAAAUCUCAAGGUAUACUUACUCAUUACUCUAGCAGGAAUCAUAUGUAAUCUUCCAGAUGCAUUGAUAUUCGCCAAGAGUUCCUGAUUAAUUUCAUCAGAUUCUUUCAAACGAAAACACACCAGACCAGCACGUACAUCAUUCACAAUUUCAAAUCUUCUAUCUUUCUUCAUUAGAGCUUCGAAUCUUCUUGCUAAUCUGAUAUGAUUUCUUAUAUAUUUUUGUAGCCCAGUAAUACCAUAAGUCCUCAUGACAAACCAGAGUUUCAAAGCUCUGAAUCUUCUACUCAAUGGUAUACCCCAAUGACGAUAAUCAAUGGAUUCCCCUGAUCUAGCAUGUUGAAGAUAAAGAGGAUCCACGACCAAAGCAGAAGUUAAUUUAACUCUAUCUCGUACCCAUAAACAGGAACAAUCAAAGCUAACCAAUAACCAUUUAUUAGGAUUUGUAUUGAAGGAAUCAGCAUGUUCGAUUCCAGCCAUGAAAGGUCUCAUUUCUGGACAGAUAAAAGAAUUACCGGCGUAAGCACCAUCCACGUGUAACCAAAUACUAGGAUAGAGCUUACAAACCGGUCCAAUUUCAACGAGAUUAUCAAAAGAACAUGAUCCAGUUGUACCUAAUGUUGUGGAUACAAAAAAAGGUACCAAACCAUUAGCCACAUCUUCUUUAAUCGCUGAUUCUAGUCUUUUACCACGAAGAGAAGCUUUAUCAUCCGGCUGGAGUACUCUUAAUUUAACCAAACUGAUCAUUGCUGCCUUCUCCACGCAUGAAUGAGCUUCAGUUGAGCAAUAAGCAACCAAUCUUGGCAAGAAAGCAGAAUCUUCGGUAUCUGGUUCCUGUUCCUUCAAUAAUCUGAUAGCUUGAGUUCGUGCUGCUAGCAUUGUCACUAAAAUGCACUCUGAUGCAGAACCUUGAAUAACUCCACCACCUUUAGAAGUCUUCUCUUCGGAUAGAAAUUCUCUUGGAUUUUCUAAUCAUGAUAGUUCUAAUUAUUACGUUCUGCCGUUCGGUGAUCUUCCACGAGAUGGUGAAGCUGUUGGUGAUGGUUCUGGGCUACAUCCAUUACUACUACCGCGUCUGCUUCCAGUACCACUUGCUUUCAAUCUUACCAUUGUAUCCAAAUGCCGAAAUCUGAAGGAUCCAAGAAUUCAUUAGAAUUAAUUAACAUUUAUUAUUAUAAUACAUUAUUAUUUUAUACCUUAAUGAUAAUUCAUUUGUAUCAGUUCCAUCUCUUGAAUUCAUCAAAUAUGCUAAUGGCCAAGAUAUCCACGAAUGUCUAAGAUUGUAUAAAAAUAAUAUUAUUACAUGACCUUGGGUAAACACGUCAAAAAAAUAUAUAAGAAUGUUUAUAUAAUAUGUUUGCAUUUACGUUGCAGUGUUCGUAUUUGUUCCAAUACCGCCGAUUGUUGCUUGAGUAUCAAGCUUUGCUCCAGUUCUGUUUGGUGUUUUGGUAAAGCCUGGUUGUAUAGCUGGAUCAGACACCAUGCGAACGAAAAAAGAUCGUCUUUGUUCCAAUGUAGCUUUCCUUUUCUUCUCGCGAAUAUCAGCUAACUCGUCCAUCACGUCCUACAAAAUUUGAUUUUGAAAUUAUUUCAAGAUCAAAACUAUAUAAUUAUUUUAUAUAUCAUUUUAUUUAAAUUUUGUACCUUAGAUUCUAAUAAUUCUGCCAAGUAGUCUGUUAUAAUGGACCAAGCUAGAUCUAUAAUAGAAGAUUAUUUAUGUACUGUUCUUUUCUUUUUUUUUUUUUUUUUUGCUUAGAAAUAGCUUGAAAUAAGGAUUCUGUAUAUGUUUCGAUAAAAUUCUAGAUCUUCCUUGAGUAAUCUCGUUCUAUUUCUUAAUUUUAUGUAAAUUUUUUAUUACAAUGACAUGUCAUUCCGUAUAUUAAGAUUUUCUUUAGAAAUUAUUUACAAUUUAAUUCAAUUUUAUUAAUCAAGAAUCUUGAUUUUUUAACUUACCAACAUCACGAGCGGAUGCAUUUGGUGCAGCAAGAGCAAAACGAAUCGUAUAACGUUGAUUUACACGAGCCGGUACCAUGUGUAUCUUUCCUGAAUCAUUAAUGGUACUUAGAAGUUUUUGAUUAAGUUUAUCAGAACCUUUUGCUCGGAAACAUACCAGACCUAACUGUUAAAAAUUAAAUUGAAAUCAACUUAAAAGAAUUUCUUUUAAUUUAAAAAAGAUAUAUAUAUUAAUGAUGAGAAAAAUAUUUCUAACCACAACAUCAUUGCAGAUUUCAAAUCUUGAAUCCUUCCUCACCAAAGCUUCGAAUCUCUUUGCAAGUUGGCAAUGAUUGCGAAUGUACGAUUGUAAUCCAGAUAUUCCAUAGUUUCUCAUAACAAACCAUAAUUUUAAUGAACGAAAUCGUCUACUUAAUGGUAUACUCCAGUGUCUAAAAAUGAAUUAUUAUGAAAAUAAUAAUUAGAUCUAAAGUAAUAUCGUAAAAUCAAAUCAAUUAGAUUACCUGUAAUCUAUUGCAGUAUCAGCGUGUGUAUGUUGAAGAUAUAAUGGAUCAACGACUAGGGCACUUGUUAAUUUGAAUCUAUCUUUUACCCAUAGACAAGAACAAUCAAAAUAAAAGCAUUCCCUGCAUAUGCUGCAUCUACAUGUAACCAAAUCUAUAAACGAAAUAUUUAUUAAUCGGACAAUUGUUUGAAACAAUUAUUAAUAUUUAUUAAUAUAUUCAAAAAUCAAUUUAUUAAGAUUGGACCAAUUUCCUUUAAAUUAUCAAAGGAACAACAAGCAGUUGUGCCAAGGGUUGUAGAAACAAAAAAGGGCACGAAACCUUCUGCGGUGUCAGCUUCGAUAGCCUGAAAUAUUUUUCGUGAAUAUUAUUCAAAGGAACAAACAAUUAAAAAUCUUAUUGAUUGAUAAUGACUGACCCAAGAAAAACCGAUACAUCCAAUCGCAUCAGAAAGCAUAUCACCAAGAAUCGAUGGGAAAGAAUUUCCAGCUGGGAAAUAUGCAUGAAAUCUUGGAUGUUGCCAGUGUGUGAUCUAAAACACACAUAUGGAUAUAAAUAAUUUUUCUAUUUUUAUCAAUUUUCUUAACAGAGUUUUUUUCUUUGGUUUUUUUUUUUGAUUUUUUUUUUGAUUUUUUUUUUUUUUUUUUAUAUAAAAUAUAAUA
Messenger RNA from Vespa velutina, 8854 nucleotides. Its product is annotated as zinc finger protein 184-like. Gene Ontology annotation, cellular component: nucleus. Bases 1918 to 4737 code for a protein of 939 amino acids. The transcript has 6 exons. The record is from RefSeq and is a predicted model, not a curated record. Lineage: Eukaryota; Metazoa; Arthropoda; Insecta; Hymenoptera; Vespidae.